This is a messenger RNA of Myxozyma melibiosi, 4495 nucleotides long. RefSeq names its product SNF2 family N-terminal domain-containing protein. Bases 203 to 4447 code for a protein of 1414 amino acids. Gene Ontology annotation, biological process: DNA repair; chromatin remodeling; DNA-templated transcription. The transcript is spliced from 3 exons. Gene Ontology annotation, cellular component: nucleus; Ino80 complex. Lineage: Eukaryota; Fungi; Ascomycota; Lipomycetes; Lipomycetales; Lipomycetaceae. Gene Ontology annotation, molecular function: ATP-dependent chromatin remodeler activity; ATP binding; ATP hydrolysis activity. The record is from RefSeq and is a predicted model, not a curated record.
UAUAAGAUAUAAGUAGUUAUAAGUAGAUAUAAGUAGUAAGUAGUUAAGAUAGAAGGACAGUCAGCAGCCGCACUCGUCCACUUCUGCGCAUCAUCGUCGUCCAAUCCCUUUUGUCACAGACCCGCCUCCUUCCUUCUUCUUCUCUUCUUCAUUCUCUAAUCAGCGCUGUUUAAUCGCUGGUCAUCCUCAAUUAAUCUCUACAAUGGCUGAUCAGACCCCCCGCGCGGCCAUGUCGAUCUCCGCCCUCCUCAACACCGACGACCCUCCUCCCUCCGCUCCUCCUUCCCGCAAACGUCCCCGUCGCGUCUCCUCUCCUCCUCCCUCCUCCUCGCAAGCUCCCUCCAAACGCCGCUCCACCCGCGCUCACCGCCCCUCCCUUCGCGACCCCGACGAGACCGAGUCCUCUGACGACUCCGACUCCGCCGCCUCAAUCGCCUCAAUCGCCUCCUCCUCCUCCUCCUCCUCAUCCUCCUCUCCCUCCUCAUCCUCCUCCUCCUCCGCCGCCCUCGCCCACGACAAGGACCUCUACCUCUCCUCCCUCCACCGCCGCCUCGACCUCGUCUCCGCCGUCGCCGCCCGCUCCCGCCUCCGUCACUCCCUCGCGUUCCAGCACCACCUCCUUUCCCGUCUGCACUCCGCCACCUCCCGCGGCCGCGCUCAAGCCCACUCCUUCUUCCACGACGAAGCAAUGGCCCUCGUCCUCCGCGACGAAGCCGAAGCCGACCGCGAACGCAAGCGGAACCUCCGCCGCGCGCAAAAACAGCGCCGCAAAGCCGCCGCCUCCGCAGCGACUUCUUCGUCCGCCGCCGCGAUCGCGUCUUCGGAUAGAUCAAAGAAGCACCGCGCGGCUGCCGCGCUCGAUGAGCACGCGUCGGCGUCGGCGAAGAACGGCGCAAAGCCGCGCUCGAAAGCGGCGAUUGCGGCAGCUAGGCGUCGGCAGCAGGCAAAGGCGCUCGCAAGCAAGCGUGCGCUUGAUGAUCCUGACGCGGCUGAUAACGAUGAGGACGAUGAAGAUGAGGAGGACGAUGAGGAGGAUGAUGAUAUAGAAGACAUUGAUCUUAAUGGUGCCGGCGAGGACGAGGACGAGGACGAGGAUGAUGAAGAUGAAGACGACGAGGAGGACGACGAGACCGCCAAAAAAGAGAAAUCGGCAACAAACGGCUCCCGCAUUAAACUCACGAUCUCAUCCAAACCCCCGUCCUCCCGCAGAAAAGGCCACAAAUCCAAAGACGACUCCACCACUGAGAAAUCAAAGCAAAAGUCCUCAAAAGCGGACUCCACCCCCGCGAUGCCGAGCGCGCGCGAGGUCAAAAUGUACCAGAAAUCAUACACGACAAUGUACGACACCAUCUGGCGCGACAUUGCGCGCAAGGAUAUCCCGCGCGUGGCCCGCAUCGUCUCGUCUUCGGUCUCGAUCAAGCAAAACAACGCGCGCAAGACGGCGCAGCUGGCUGUUAAAGAGGCUCGGCGCUGGCAGUUCCGCACAAACAAGAACGUCAAGGAUUUGCAAGCUAAAGCGCGUCGGGCGAUGCGCGAGAUGCUCGUGUAUUGGAAACGGAACGAGCGCGAGGAACGGGAUCUGCGUCGGCGCGCGGAGAAGGAAGCGUUGGAUAAGGCGAAGAAGGAAGAGGAAGCGCGCGAAGCUAGACGGCAGGCGAGGAAACUCAACUUUCUCAUCACCCAGACCGAGCUUUAUUCUCACUUUAUCGGGCGCAAGAUCAAGACUGAUGAGAUCGAGGCCGAGUCCGCUUCGGAUGAUGCUGUGUCGAAGCCUGCGUCAAGCACUCCAUCUAGAUCGGACGAGGCCGCGCCAGAGUUGAUUAAAGACGCGCAGAAGCGGGAUAUUUCCGAGCUUGACUUUGACGCUGCCGCGGACGAGGACCUGCGCCAGGCGGCAUUGCACAACGCGCACUCGGCCGUAGUCUCGGCGCAGAACCGCGCAAAGACGUUCGACGCGGGAAAGACUGCCGCGGCAGUCGACACAGAUGUGGACGCGGACACGGGCGAGAUGAAUUUCCAGAACCCGACCACGUUCGGCAACCUCGAGAUCGAGCAGCCAAAGCUGCUGUCCUGCGCACUCAAGGGCUACCAGCUUAAAGGUCUGAACUGGCUCGUGAAUCUCUACGAGCAAGGCAUCAACGGCAUUCUCGCUGACGAAAUGGGCCUCGGCAAGACCGUGCAGAGUAUCUCGGUCAUGGCCUAUCUCGCCGAAGUGCACAACAUCUGGGGUCCGUUCCUGGUCAUUGCGCCCGCGUCGACGCUGCAUAAUUGGCAGCAGGAGAUUUCAAAGUUCGUGCCGGAUUUCAAGGCGCUGCCGUAUUGGGGAAACGCAAAAGAUCGGAAGGUCUUGAGAAAGUUCUGGGAUCGCAAGCAGCUGACGUAUACGCGCGACGCACCGUUCCAUGUUCUUGUCACCUCGUAUCAGUUGAUUGUCGCGGACGCGCAGUACUUCCAACGGAUUAAAUGGCAGUACAUGAUCCUUGACGAAGCACAGGCAAUCAAAUCCUCCUCCUCCACGCGGUGGAAGUCAUUGCUCGGAUUCCAGUGCCGCAACCGCCUCCUGCUAACCGGCACGCCGAUCCAGAACUCGAUGCAGGAGCUCUGGGCGCUGCUGCACUUCAUCAUGCCGACGCUGUUUGAUUCGCACGACGAGUUUUCAGAGUGGUUUUCCAAAGACAUUGAGUCGCACGCGACGUCAAACACGCAGCUGAACGAGGAGCAGCUCAAGAGACUACAUAUGAUUCUCAAGCCGUUCAUGCUCCGGCGGGUGAAGAAACACGUGCAGUCCGAGCUCGGGGAUAAGAUCGAGAUCGACGUGUUCUGCGACCUCACGUAUCGCCAGCGGGAAAUGUAUCGGGCGUUGAAAGCGCAGAUUAAGAUUGACGAUCUAAUGGACCAAGCCGAAGCGCUCGACGACUCGCAGAACGGCGCGAGCAGCAGCAAUAACAACAGCACGAGCACUCAGAACCUGAUGAACCUCGUGAUGCAGUUCCGCAAGGUAUGCAACCACCCCGACCUUUUCGAGCGGUCGGAUACGCGGUCGCCGCUUGCGCUGAGCCGGUUUGCGAGAACAGGGUCGUUCUUGAGAGAGGGGAAUGUGCUGGAUGUGCAGUACUGCAUUCAUAACCUGGUCGAGUACGUCCUUCCGCGGCUGGUCUAUCACGACGGACUUGAUUAUGUCGUCGGGAGGAACGGACGGGCGGGGUUCAGAGGGCGGUAUUUGGAUCAUUUGUUUAAUAUCUGGGAGGCGGACUAUAUCCACGAGAAUGAGGAUUUGAACAAAGCAUUUUCAUGGUUGAAGUUUGUGGACGCGAGCGCGAACGACGUGGCGCGCGCGUUCCACUCUGAUAUCGUGACGAGGUCAAUCUCAGAGCACGAGAAACCGCCGUUCGUUUGGCACUCACUCGAGUACGACUCCUCAACUACAGCAGCAGCAGCAGCAAGCUACGACCCCGCGCACCGAAUGCUACUAAUCACCUCCACCAACUCCACCAAACCACUUCUACAAAUGACGACGACGAACCACAUGCUCGGGCUCGCAGAAAUCUCGCACAAAUACACGCGCGACAAGAAAAUGCACAGACUCCCGCCGAUGUAUGACCCUCACGUCGUCGCGCCUCCGACCGAGGUUUUAUGUCCCGGCGACCGCGGGUUCGCGAACGCGUGGCAUGACGUGCUGUUUUGCAGGCCGUUGGCGGAGGUGAUGUUCCCGCGCAGCGCGCACGGCGAGAUCGAGCUGUUUAACGCGGGGGCGAAGAUGCCGCCUGGUGAGCUUCUUCCGGAGCCGUCGAGCGAGGUGGUUGGGUUUUCGCCGAUCCGGGUGCCGCCGAUGUCGAAGUUUGUGACUGACUCUGGCAAGCUUUUGAAGCUGGACAGCUUGCUUACGGAGUUGAAGGCGAAUGAUCACCGGGUGCUGAUUUAUUUCCAGAUGACGCGGAUGAUGGAUCUGAUGGAGGAGUUUUUGUCGUAUCGGCAGUACAAGUACGUGCGGUUGGAUGGCAGCUCGAAGUUGUCUGACCGCCGCGACCUGGUGAAUGACUGGCAGACCAAGCCCGAGCUCUUUGUGUUUUUGCUGUCGACGCGCGCGGGCGGGUUGGGCAUCAACCUUACCGCCGCCGACACGGUGAUCUUCUACGACUCGGACUGGAACCCUACGAUUGAUUCGCAAGCGAUGGAUCGUGCGCACCGCCUCGGCCAAACGAAGCAGGUGACGGUGUACAGACUGCUAGUGCGGGGCACGAUCGAGGAGCGGAUGCGGGACCGGGCGAAGCAGAAGAUGCAUGUGCAGCAGGUUGUUAUGGAGGGCGGGGCGAGCGCGGGGGAGAACGCGGCGGCGGCGGCGAGUUUGAAUAGUGGCGGGAAGGGGGAGAAGGUUGUUGCGAAGGAGAUGGCGGCGGGAGAGGAGGCGGGGGAGAGGGGGGAGGUGUCGUAUUGGGCGAGGGGAUAGAUGUUAUUAUGAUACUCCAAACUCCGUGAUACAGGAAUACAAAAAAAU